AUGGAUAUCGAGGACGACGACGAUUUCUACGCUCCCGAGGAGCCUACUGUGCCCACCGAGGAUAAGGACCUUCCUUCGAAAGCCGACGAGCUUGAGGAAGGCGAAGAAGAGGACGAGGGUGCUGCUAUGGAUGAGGACGAAGAUGACGACUCAGACAUCGACAUCAUUACAGAACGAAAAGAUGGCACAACCGCAGCUCCCCCAUCACAAUCAAAAUACAGCGACAUAAGAAAUAUCCCGCAAAGGACAACGUCAGACGACCCAUCUGCGAAAUCAGCGCCAGUCAAGAAGGAGGGCGCGACCAGGUCGAGUGUCGCCAACAUUGGCACACCCAGCGCUGACAAAACGUCAGAGGCUGCCUCAAAAUCCACAAUCGACAUCAACGCGAACCCAAUAUACCCGGCUGCUGGCAAGCCAAUAACUCAUGUCAACAUUGACGAAGACCUCCCCGAGAACGAGAAGCCUUGGCGGAAACCAGGUACCGAUAUCAGCGACUAUUUCAACUACGGCUUCGACGAGUUCACUUGGGCUCUCUACGCAGCAAAGCAGGACAACGUCCGCGGCGAGUACGGCGCUGAUGCGUUUGCAAACUCGAGCAAGAAGAUGAUGGAGGAGAUGAACAGCAUGAUGAUGAUGGGAGGCAUGGGCAACAUGGGAGGCAAUGCCGCAGCAGCAGGAGGAGGUGGCGGCGGCGGCGGGGUAUCAGGCAUGCCUGGGAUGGAGGGCAUGCCCCCGGAGAUGCAGCAGAUGAUGCAGCAGAUGAUGGCGUCGGGUAUGGACGGGAACCAGAUGGAUCCGGCUCAGAUGGCUGCCAUGUUCUCUGGAGCAGGGGCGAGUGCUGGAGGACAGGGCCAGAACUUCGGCGCCGGUGGAUAUGGAGGCAACCAAGGCGGAUAUGGGUUUGACCAACAAAAUAUGGGCGGUGGAGGUGGAGGACGAGGUGGAUUUAGUCGAGGACGGAGAGGCCGCUGGUAA
Messenger RNA from Clonostachys rhizophaga, 975 nucleotides. The record is from the annotation of a GenBank genome assembly. Lineage: Eukaryota; Fungi; Ascomycota; Sordariomycetes; Hypocreales; Bionectriaceae.